Molecule: messenger RNA, 1161 nt
Organism: Myotis brandtii (Brandt's bat)
Lineage: Eukaryota; Metazoa; Chordata; Mammalia; Chiroptera; Vespertilionidae
Product: tumor necrosis factor receptor superfamily member 19L-like
Exons: 2
Coding region: 1-639 (212 amino acids)
Biological process (GO): apoptotic process; amelogenesis
Source: RefSeq, a predicted model, not a curated record
AUGGCGACAGUCAAGCGCCAUAGGCUGCUGCAGCAAGAAGGCUUCCCACGGCAGAAAACAAUUCGCAUUGAAGCCAACCGCACCGGUUUUGUCUGCAGGAGGCUGGAGGCCCGGGCGGGCACAGUGACUCAAGACACACUAUGUGGAGACUGCCAGCCUGGGUGGUUUGCCCCUUCAGAGGUCCCCCGUGUUCCCUGUCAGCUGUGCUCUUGGACACCUCUGGGUCCUCGUGGUUGUUAUGAGCGGAGAAGGCGGACCCGACGUGGUGUGGCAGUGGCAGCAGGGGCCAGAGGCACCGGGGAGACUCGGCUGCCUGGGAACAGCACGCGGGCAGGCGGCCCUGAGGAGACAGCGGCCCCGCACGCAGUUAUCGCCAUCGUGCCCAUCUUCUGCCUCAUGGGGCUGCUGGGCAUCCUGGUGUGUAACCUGCUCAAGCGGAAGGGCUACCACUGCACUGCCAACAAGGAAGUCGGGCCCGGCCCUGGAGGUGGAGGCAGCGGGAACAACCCUGCCUAUGGGGCUGAAGACGCCAACGAGGACACCAUCGGGGUCCUGUUGCGCCUGAUCAUGGAGAAGAAGGAGAAUGCAGCGGCCCUGGAGGAGCUGCUGAAGGAGUAUCACAACAAACAGCUGGUAUAAACCAGCCACCGGCCUGUGCCCAGGCUGCCGCCCAGACCCAGCAUGCCGUACAUCUGCCCACACUACCACCACCUCCACACUGUGCAGGGCCUGGCCUCGCUCUCUGGCCUCUGCUGCUCCCGUUGUAACCAGAAGUGGCCCGAGGUGCUGCUGUCCCCUGAAGCUGCGGCCGCUACCACUCCCACUCCCAGAUUUCUGCCCAACCCAGCCAGGGCGCCCAAGACCGGGGCCAAGGCCGGACGCCAGGGCGAGAUCACUAUCUUGUCUGUGGGCAGGUUCCGGGUGGCCCGAAUUCCUGAGCAGCGGACAAAUUCAUGGGCCUCUGAGGUGAAGACCAUCACGGAGGUUGGUCCCUCAGUGGGUGAUUUCACUGACUCCCCACAAGCUGGCCACCCCACUGAGCAGCGGGCACUACUGGGAAGUAGUGGAAGCCAUACUAAGUGGCCAAAGCCCCCAGCAGAGAAGAAGGCCGAGGAAAACCGCUAUGUGGUCUGGCUAAAUGAGAGCAACCUGGUCAUCUGA